Molecule: messenger RNA, 297 nt
Organism: Paramecium pentaurelia
Lineage: Eukaryota; Ciliophora; Oligohymenophorea; Peniculida; Parameciidae
Source: the annotation of a GenBank genome assembly
AUGAAUAAUAACAAUGAAUAAAUUAUCAAGAAGAGAGAUAUAUAUCCCCAUAAAAGUGGAUUAGAAAGUUAUGUAUUAUUUCCUUAUCAAUAUAUAAAUUAAAAAUGUAUUCUUAUAAGUAAGAAUGGAGAAUAUGCCAAUAAAGAAAAAUAAACUAGAGGGUUUCUAACUGAAUAAUCUAUUCAUUUUGGAAUUAGUUCUUUAUAGGGAAUUAUGAGUAAUCAUGGAGAGUAUUUGGUUACUUGGAUAAUAAAUAAAUCAAAGUAAAUUCAAAUUAGGAGAUUCACAGAAUUCUGA